Rhineura floridana is the source of this 4797-nucleotide messenger RNA. It is a transcript of the gene DDX17, whose product is annotated as DEAD-box helicase 17. Gene Ontology annotation, biological process: alternative mRNA splicing, via spliceosome. Bases 425 to 2368 code for a protein of 647 amino acids. Lineage: Eukaryota; Metazoa; Chordata; Lepidosauria; Squamata; Rhineuridae. Gene Ontology annotation, cellular component: nucleus; cytoplasm; ribonucleoprotein complex. The transcript has 13 exons. Gene Ontology annotation, molecular function: RNA helicase activity; ATP binding; RNA binding. The record is from RefSeq and is a predicted model, not a curated record.
UUCCUUUAUGGAAUCACUUUACAACGUAGGCGAUCAUUUUUUCGAGAAUAAGUGCAGAAAUAUUCUCUCCCACCCCACGGCUAUUCAAGGACGUAUCUUACGCAACCGUCUGGCAGACUGAUAACGUAAGAAGAGGCAAGUUAAGGUGGCGGCGGCCAUUUUGUGUCGGGAGGCCGAAGAAGAAAGACGGUCUUGCCUUUAGCGCCAAACUAUUUCUGCCUGGAUUUGGCUGGUCUAGAGACCGCGGGAAUUGAGCCGUAGCGAGCAAGGGAAACAAAGCGGCUAAGGCAGACUCUGGAGAGACAUAGCAGCAGCAACAAAAACCAACAACAGCUGCGGUUGGGUCUUCUUAGUGCCGGGCCUUCAGUCUCUGGUUUCCUUGCCUACCUAGUCUUGUGCCAGAGGCCUCUUUCGUCCUGUGAGGAUGCGAGGCUUUGGAGAUCGAGGCCGCGACCGUGACCGUGGCGGGUUUGGCGGUCCACUCCCUCCCAAAAAAUUUGGAAACCCAGGGGAGCGUCUCCGUAAGAAGAAAUGGGAUUUGAAUGAAUUGCCCAAAUUUGAGAAAAAUUUCUAUGCUGAACAUCCAGAAGUGGCCAGACUCACUCCAUAUGAGGUUGAUGAACUGAGAAGAAAGAAAGAGAUUACAGUUAGAGGAUCAGAUGGUUGCCCCAAGCCUGUGUUUGCCUUCCACCAGUGUAACUUUCCACAGUAUGUAAUGGAUGUCUUGAUCGACCAGCACUUUACAGAACCAACUCCAAUUCAGUGCCAGGGCUUUCCAUUGGCCCUUAGUGGUCGAGAUAUGGUGGGCAUUGCACAGACUGGCUCUGGAAAAACAUUGGCAUACUUGCUGCCUGCAAUUGUUCAUAUCAACCACCAGCCAUAUUUGGAAAGAGGGGAUGGUCCAAUUUGCUUGGUUUUAGCUCCAACCCGAGAGCUGGCCCAGCAAGUCCAACAGGUAGCUGAUGAUUAUGGUAAAUGUUCAAGAUUAAAGAGUACUUGUAUAUAUGGAGGAGCACCCAAAGGUCCCCAAAUCAGAGACUUGGAGAGAGGUGUUGAAAUUUGCAUUGCUACACCUGGUCGUCUGAUUGAUUUCUUGGAAGCAGGGAAAACUAACCUCCGCCGAUGUACAUACCUUGUACUGGAUGAAGCAGACAGAAUGCUGGAUAUGGGUUUUGAACCUCAGAUUCGUAAAAUUGUUGAUCAGAUACGGCCUGACAGGCAGACACUAAUGUGGAGUGCCACUUGGCCAAAGGAGGUGCGCCAGCUCGCUGAGGAUUUCUUGCAUGACUAUGUCCAGAUCAACGUGGGCAACCUGGAGCUGAGUGCCAAUCAUAACAUCCUGCAAAUAGUGGAUGUGUGCAUGGAGAGCGAAAAAGAUCAUAAACUAAUACAACUGAUGGAAGAAAUCAUGGCUGAAAAAGAGAAUAAGACAAUUAUCUUUGUGGAGACAAAAAGACGAUGCGAUGACCUAACUCGAAGGAUGCGUAGAGAUGGAUGGCCAGCUAUGUGUAUUCAUGGAGACAAGAGUCAACCAGAACGAGAUUGGGUGCUUAAUGAAUUCCGUUCUGGAAAAGCUCCUAUCCUUAUUGCUACGGAUGUUGCAUCUCGUGGGCUAGAUGUGGAAGACGUAAAGUUUGUGAUAAACUACGACUAUCCAAACAGCUCGGAGGAUUAUGUCCACAGAAUCGGCCGUACUGCCCGUAGCACCAACAAAGGCACUGCCUAUACAUUCUUCACACCAGGGAAUCUGAAACAGGCUAGAGAGCUAAUAAAAGUGCUAGAGGAAGCCAAUCAGGCCAUCAACCCUAAACUGAUGCAGCUUGUGGACCAUAGAGGUGGCGGUGGUGGUGGAGGUGGUCGCUCUCGUUACCGUACCAACAAUUCAUCCAACAAUCCUAAUCUGAUGUACCAGGAGGAGUGUGAACGGAGGCUCCGGGGAGUUAAAGAUGGCCGAAGAGACUCAAGUAGCUUCCGAGACCGUGAUCGUAGCGACAGCUUUGCCAAUGGAGCCAACAAGACCUAUGGUGGUGCAUAUGGGAAUGCAAAUUCUGCAUUUGGGUCACAGCAGGGCCAGUAUGGUUAUGCCCAGGGAACCUAUGGAGCUGCUGCUUAUGGUGCAAGUGGUUAUGGGGCAGAAUAUGGUGCCGCUGGUUAUGGUGGAACCGGCACUGCCAACGCUGGGAGAAACUCACAAAGCACUGGCCAACAGCAGUAUGCAGGGAUGGGCCGUUCAGGCCAGCAACCACAACCUCUCAUGUCGCAACAGUUUCCUCAGCCUCCAGGCACUAACGUGAUGGGCUAUAUGGGACAGACUGCCAGCUACCAGUAUCCACCCCCUCCCCCACCCCCACCCCCUUCACGCAAGUAAGACAUUUGCUUUCCUGCUGACUAGUCAAGACUUGCAAUUAAGAGCCUUCUCUCCUUUCCCUCCCCCCUUCAUCUCCAUUGUGAUGUUUUUCCCUAACGCAGGUUAGAUGUAGAGCUCACCAUCAAGUUCUGCCCACAAACAGUGGUCCCUAGUCCACAUUACUGAUUUUGUUUUUAAAAUUAGCAUUGGCUGGAAAACUAACUUCUCUUUACAUGUUUGGCCUUGCAUGUUAAAAAAGACCUGGAAUGAUUAUUUUCUUUUUUUAAAAAAAAAAAAGUCCUACAGAGUAGAUAGGUCCCAGCCCAGUAAUUGUGUCUGAGGCUUGUGUAUGAAAACUUGCUGCAGAGAGGGACAACUUCUCCAUCUUAUGAACCACAAGAAAGAUGUUGCCAAAUAGUGCUUCCUUCUUAACAGAAUAUUGAAAGUGGCGUCUUUUUUGCUUACUGAAGUUGGGACUUUCUCUACAAGGACAAUUGAACCUGAGGCUUUGGAUUUGGCAUAGCUGGGUUUUGAAAAGAUAAUUAGCAUGGUUUGGCUCAGCUUAUGGUUGUUCCAAACCUUCACUGUACAGAAAUCACAUAAAGAAAGUUUAAUUUUGGCUAACAUUUCUGCAGCUCCUAGAUAUCUUAUCAGCCCUUUAGGGAAGGAUGUAAAGACAGAGUAUUGGAAAUGAGUGUUCUUUUCUGUACUUCACCCCAGUGUUAAUCACUAAAUCAUUACAUUUUUAAGUUAAUUGAAUUUCUCUGUGGCACUUAAAUUACUAGCAACUGGAUUUUCACCCAAUUAUCAUAAUGUUGUUUUCCACUACACCCCAGAGUUCCAGCUCCUGGGGUUAAGCUUGCACUGAAGCAGAAAAUACUGAGAAAACUAAAUAGUCUUCAUGUGCUUGGUGUAUACUGUACCUCCUUAAUAUAGCACCUUUUAUCAGGCAGGUUCAGGAUCCCAUUGUAUUGAGUAAAAUGGUUCAGGUUUUCUGUUUCAAAUUUUAAGUUUAUUUUAGGCCAGAUGGAAUCUAAACCCCUCUCCAUGGGGGAGGAGGAAGAGAUGGCUAAUAUGUCUUGGAGCUGCAUUCACAUCCAGAUCUGACUAGGGUUUUCCUUGGCUUUUGAGUGAGUUUGUUCUGCUGUCUUUUACACUCUGCUUUCACAGGUAGGUAGCAUUCUAGGAAAUUUUAGGAAAGGAUGGAACUUUAGUAAACAGUCCCAUUCAAUCUUGUUGAUUUUUCCAGACUAAGCAAGGCUGUAGGAGGUUGAGGGGGGGCAGGAUUCUUCAUGUACUAAGGCUUAUGUCCUGUGACUAUUAGCAGAAGAGUUGGUAGUAGUUGGUUUUUUUAGUGCAUCACCUGUUAACUUCAGGUAACAUAGCAGGAGAUCACUUGCGUAUGGAGUGAGGCAUAACGUGUGGUACAGUGUUCUCUUUUGGGGGGAAAUGCAUAGUUCAAAUAAAUAUAACAGUCCACAGUUGUUUUAUGACAAUGUGGGGCUGGUUUAUUUAAAAAGGGAGGGGUGUUAUAUUUGUAUUCCACAGUAGAGAGCAACCUGGGGAAUGAUAAAAUCAUUUGUGGGUCUGCACGCAACAUACAGGUAGGUUGUUGGCACGAUGGUGGGAGGGAAAUGUUUGCCAGUUUAAAUUACUCGUGCCUCAUUUGACUUCCAUAAUUGUAAGCUGGAGAAUGGAGAAUGGAGAAAUCUAGUAGUAAGCUUCAGUGCUAAAAAAAUUAGAAAUGGACAUUCAUUUUGAACAGUGAUAAAUACAUGCUUAUUUCCUGAAAAAACAUCAUGGAACUACUUGUUAGUUCAUGCAGAAAUGCAUCUGCAAGCAAAGGAUAUGUGGGGCAUAAUGCAUACAUCCCCCCUGUGCUGUAAAAGAGUUUCAGGAUGCUGUAUGGCCUUAAGUCUUUUUUCAGUAAUCUCUGCUGGCAUAAAAUUAUGUUUAGAUCUUAUAGUGCUUUAUUGUAGCUUGAGGAUAGCUACAACCCAGAGUUUCUCAAGCUCAUUCAAAGUGUUGAGCAACCAUUGAAUGCUCUGUGGCAUGUAUUGGUUGUGUCCCACCUGGUGCUGCUUGGUUCCACUUACCAGCUAAAGAGCCCUGUUGAUGAAGUGGUAAUGUCUAUUUCUCCAUAAACAUUUGUAGAAAUACCAAUCCAGCAUAUCUUUCCUUCCAGAUAAUUACUGUGUGGGCUUUGAGUCGAAAGAUUUAAAUUCUAAACUUUAGAGGCUUUUUGGGUGGGAUCAGUGCUCUGUUUCAACCCUUAUUGGUAUUUGAACACAUUCCUGUUGUACUAACGAAGACUUGAAUGGAAAGAUUCAUAGCCCUUUGGUGUUCAGGCACAGCAUACUAAAAAGCUAUGUUCCUAUUAGUUUGUAAAUUGUCCUUUUGAUACCAUCUUGUUUUCUUUUGUAGGUAUGAAUAAAAUACUUGUCAAUAAA